This is a messenger RNA of Octodon degus (degu), 3420 nucleotides long. Its product is annotated as bile salt export pump. The record is from RefSeq and is a predicted model, not a curated record. Gene Ontology annotation, cellular component: membrane. Gene Ontology annotation, biological process: transmembrane transport. The transcript has 10 exons. Gene Ontology annotation, molecular function: ABC-type transporter activity; ATP binding; ATP hydrolysis activity. Lineage: Eukaryota; Metazoa; Chordata; Mammalia; Rodentia; Octodontidae. Bases 16 to 1833 code for a protein of 605 amino acids.
UGUGUGUGUAUCUGGAUGAUUAAUACAGUCCUCUUUUCCCUCAAAAACAAGGACGUUCCAGUGGAGGAAGAAGUUGAGCCUGCCCCAGUGAGAAGGAUUCUGAAAUUCAAUGCUCAGGAAUGGCCCUACAUGGUCGUGGGGGCUCUGAGUGCAGUCGUCAAUGGGGCUGUCACGCCCCUCUAUGCCUUCUUAUUCAGCCAGAUUCUCGGGACUUUUUCACUUCUUGAUAAAGAGGAGCAGCAGUCCCAGAUUGAUGGUGUGUGCAUACUUUUUGUGAUAAUGGGCUGUGUGUCUGUGUUCACCCAGUUUCUGCAGGGAUAUACUUUUGCUAAAUCUGGAGAACUCCUCACGAAAAGGUUGCGUAAAUUUGGUUUCAAGGCAAUGCUAGGGCAAGACAUUGGUUGGUUUGAUGACCUCAGAAAUAGCCCUGGGGCACUGGCCACAAGGCUCGCUACGGAUGCCUCCCAAGUUCAAGGGGCUGCCGGCUCUCAGAUUGGGAUGAUGGUCAGUUCCUUCACAAACGUCGUGGUGGCCAUGAUCAUUGCCUUCUUCUUUAGCUGGAAGCUCAGCCUGGUCAUAGUGUGCUUCUUCCCCUUCUUGGCUUUAUCAGGAGCCCUGCAGACCAAAAUGUUGACAGGAUUUGCGACUCGAGACAAACAGGCUCUGGAGAAGGCAGGACAGAUUACCAGUGAAGCCCUCAGUAACAUCCGUACCGUUUCUGGGAUUGGGAUUCAGAAGCACUUCAUUGAAGGACUUGAGGCUGAACUGGAGAAGUCGCUCAAGACUGCCAUUCAAAAAGCAAAUGUCUACGGACUCUGCUUUGCCUUUUCCCAAGGCAUAUCAUUUAUUGCAAAUUCAGUUUCCUACAGAUAUGGAGGUUACUUAAUCCCCAAUGAAGGGCUUCACUACAGCUAUGUGUUCAGGGUGAUCUCUGCAGUUGUACUGAGUGCCACAGCUGUUGGGAGAACCUUCUCUUACACCCCAAGUUAUGCCAAAGCUAAAGUAUCAGCUGCACGCUUUUUUCAACUGCUGGAUCGAAGACCGCCAAUCAGUGUAUAUAGUAAUGAGGGUGAAAAAUGGGACAAUUUCCAGGGGAAGAUUGACUUUGUUGACUGUAAGUUUACAUAUCCUUCUCGACCUGAUGUUCAAGUUCUGAAUGGUCUCUCAGUGUCAGUUCAUCCAGGACAGACCAUGGCGUUUGUUGGAAGCAGUGGGUGUGGCAAAAGCACCAGCAUUCAGCUGCUGGAACGUUUCUAUGAUCCCAAUGAAGGGAAGGUGAUGAUAGAUGGACAUGACACCAAGAGAGUGAAUGUCCAGUUUCUCCGCUCGAACAUUGGGAUUGUUUCCCAGGAGCCAGUGCUGUUUGCCUGUAGCAUAAAGGACAACAUCAAAUACGGGGACAACACCAGAGAUAUUCCCAUGGAAAAAGUCAUAGCAGCUGCACAGCAGGCUCAGUUGCAUGACUUUGUUAUGUCGCUUCCAGAGAAAUAUGAAACAAAUGUUGGGACCCAGGGGUCUCAGCUCUCUCGAGGGGAAAAACAGCGAAUUGCUAUUGCGCGAGCCAUUGUACGAGACCCUAAAAUCUUGCUACUGGAUGAAGCCACUUCUGCCCUAGACACAGAAAGCGAAAAGACAGUGCAGGUUGCUCUAGACAAAGCCAGAGAAGGUCGGACCUGCAUUGUCAUUGCCCAUCGUUUGUCCACCAUCCAGAACUCAGAUAUCAUUGUUGUUAUGUCACAAGGAGUAGCCAUUGAAAAAGGAAGUCAUGAAGAACUGAUGGAACAGAGGGGGGCCUACUACAAGUUGGUCACUACUGGAGCCCCCAUCAGUUGACUUCUCUCAGGAACUCCAUGUAUCAACGAUGCUCAGAGUACAGGUGUGCUGCGGGUUGUUGCAUCCUUAAAGGGCAGUGUUAAUGUUCUACAUUUAUAAGCAUGGUCACCUACCAGGAUCCACACUAAUUUCUAAUGACCUUCAAUGAUUAUUAAGUUUGAGAUGUCCAUAUGGAAAAUAAAAGAAACCAGAGUCCUGAUGAAUAAGAAUCCAAAGGGGGAGAAGCCUGUGAUCAUCUCGUUUUGUACCGCAGAUCCAUCGAGCUCAUGAUGUAAAGUCCUUGGGCUUUCUGGAAGUGGGAAGAGAGGGACACAUGGGACUAAAGAUAGAAGAAUGGGCUGAAAACAUGUGAAGAAGCAGAGGUGCAGAACCCCUGCCACAAGCUGGCUGCUUUUACCCAGUGAUGGCAGAACCAUAGUGGCUCCCUCUCUGGGGGAGCUCACAAGUAGGCUUACAGGUUAGAACACAAGCUGCAGUUGAAGCUGGCUGAUGGAGGAGACGGGGUUGGGUGUAAGGAAAUACAUGAGUAGAAAAAUCUUCCAGCCAUCCAUCCACUUCUGGCAGGAGACUGAAGAAUGAAUGGUUAAUACAGAAAAAGAUAUUAAGGUCCCAGUGCUAAAAAUCUUUCCAAAAUAUUCCCAGCUGCAUAGAUUAUCUUAUUGUGAAGCCUCUUGGCCAACAGCAUACGCACACUGGCUCAGAGCUUCCCAGGCUUUUCAGUGUCUUAUUCUUAUCUAGGAAGACUGUCAAAGAUCUCCAGGAAACACACUAACAUAUAGAGCAGAAGCAAUGACCGUAGAACUCCGACAUACAGACAGGCAACAGAGAGAAAAAUUAGGAAGACACACAUAUUCACUCAAUGAGACAAGGGAUGUUUCCAUCUAUUCAAAAGAAGACAGUAGUCCAGAAGAAUGAACACACACAAGCACAUUAAAAAGAGCUCUUGAUGGCAGAAAUGCAAAGUUUAGUUCUCACUCAAAUGGCCCUCCUCACAGUGUCAUCUCCCUGUCUUGCUCCCAGCCCUGCUCUGUGUUUGUUUAUGUAUUUUCUUCCCAUGGUGAGGAAAUGAGCUUCUGAGUACAGAGCACAAGCCUGUCCAGUACUUCCUGGGAAAUAACUGCUAACAUGGUUUAGCAGGUUAACUGUUCAGGAAAGAACUAUUGCUGGUUACCAAGUUGAGGUGGAGAGGAGAGGAAUUCAGUCUGGAUAUGAAAAAGGAUGGUUCUGGAACUCGCAGAAUGAAGAUGACUAGUAGGGGGAGUGAAGCUGAGCACAUGUGUGUCCUCUAAUCUUGGAACAAGGAGGCUGACGUCUGCUUGAGAAGUGGAUUCAGAGAGGAAUACAUGGACUCUGUCCUGGAGGGCUGCCAGUUUCCAGAAUGGAAUUUAUGUGGGAUGAAAAAAGGAAUGAAUGAGUUAGCUUUUUAAAUAAGGCAUUUGAGAGUUAUUUAAGAGUGGAGAAAUAUUGACCAGAAAGGAUGGAAAACUGAUUUGAGAAAACAAUUGCUUUUCGAGGCUCAGGGACUAGGGAGAUGAUUACAGUUUCAAAAUGAAUAAAUAAAUAAAGUUGCACGCUUGUUUUCUAAUA